Messenger RNA from Zalophus californianus (California sea lion), 1572 nucleotides. RefSeq names its product olfactory receptor 5M11. The coding region runs from base 1 to 1572 and encodes 523 amino acids. Lineage: Eukaryota; Metazoa; Chordata; Mammalia; Carnivora; Otariidae. Gene Ontology annotation, molecular function: olfactory receptor activity; odorant binding; G protein-coupled receptor activity. The transcript is spliced from 2 exons. The record is from RefSeq and is a predicted model, not a curated record. Gene Ontology annotation, biological process: G protein-coupled receptor signaling pathway; sensory perception of smell. Gene Ontology annotation, cellular component: membrane.
AUGUUAAAGAAAAACUACACAGCAGUGACUGAGUUUAUUCUCCUGGGACUGACAGAUGGGGCUGAGUUACAGCCCAUCCUUUUUGUGGUCUUCCUACUCAUCUACCUUAUCACAGUAAUCGGCAACGUGAGCAUGAUUUUGUUAAUCAGAAGUGACUCGACACUUCACACUCCAAUGUACUUCUUCCUCAGUCACCUCUCCUUUGUGGAUCUCUGUUAUGCCACCAAUGUCACUCCACAGAUGCUGGUUCAUUUCUUAUCCAAGAGAAAAUCCAUUUCCUUCCUGGGUUGCCUUAUACAAUUCCACUUUUUCAUUGCCCUGGUGAUCACUGAUUAUUAUAUGCUCACAGUGAUGGCCUAUGACCGCUACAUGGCCAUCUGCAAACCCUUGUUGUAUAGCAGCAAGAUGUCCCGAUGUGUCUGCCUCUCUCUCAUUGCCACCCCUUAUAUUUAUGGCUUUGCAAAUGGUCUGGCACAGACCAUCCUGGUGCUUCACCUCUCCUUCUGUGGACCCAAUGAAAUCAACCACUUUUACUGUGCAGACCCACCCCUCAUAGUCCUUGCCUGUUCAGAUACUUAUGUCAAAGAAACUGCCAUGUUCAAAAUGUCUAUCACAAAUGACAGUGCAAUAAGAGAAUUCAUUCUUCUGGGGCUUACAGAUCGUCCCGAGCUCCAACCUCUCCUCUUUGUGCUGUUUCUGUGUGUGUACCUCGCUACCCUCUUGGGCAACCUGGGCAUGAUACUAUUGAUCAGGCUGGACUCUCAUCUUCACACACCCAUGUAUUUCUUCCUCACUAAUUUGGCCUUUGUAGACUUGUGCUAUACCUCAAAUGCCACCCCGCAGAUGUUGACUAAUUUCUUAUCAGAGAAGAAGACCAUCUCCUUUGCUGGCUGCUUUACACAGUGUUACACCUUCAUCGCGCUUCUCCUCACUGAGUUUUACAUGCUGGCAGCAAUGGCCUAUGACCGCUACGUGGCCGUAUGUAACCCUCUGCGCUAUAGUAUGAAAAUGUCCAGGCGUGUCUGCAUUGGCUUAGCCUCAUUUCCUUAUGUCUAUGGCUUCUCGGAUGGGCUUUUGCAGGCCAUCCUGACCUUCCGCUUGAGCUUCUGUAGAUCCAAUGUCAUCAACCACUUCUAUUGUGCUGACCCGCCACUGAUUAAGGUUUCUUGCUCUGAUACUCGUGUCAAAGAGCAUGCCAUGCUCAUAUCAGCUGGCUUCAACCUCUCCAACUCCCUCAGCAUCAUCCUGGUGUCCUAUGGCUUCAUUAUCGCUGCCAUCCUCCGGAUCAAAUCAGCAGAGGGAAGGCACAAGGCAUUCUCCACCUGUGCUUCCCACAUGAUGGCUGUGACCCUAUUUUAUGGGACACUCUUCUGCAUGUAUGUAAGACCACCAACAGAUAAGACUGUUGCUGAAUCCAAAAUCAUAGCUGUCUUCUACACCUUUGUAAGUCCGCUGCUUAAUCCAUUGAUAUACAGUCUGCGGAACAAAGAUGUAAAGCAAGCCUUGAAGAAUGUCCUCAGAAGAAAUAUGGUCACUAAGACGGGACUGCCUCCAGUUUCCAAUAAAUCAUAA